UAUCAUUUAAAUAAGUUGAAAUAAAAACUAUCUAAUAGUGAGGCUCAAAGGGAGUUUCUCAAGUGUGGGAAGAAAAAAGAACAGGAGAAAGGAGAAAACAAGAAAUACACAAUCCUAAAGAUGGGAGAGAUGGCAGAUCCAAUCCAGUUCAAAGAUGAGGGGAACAAGUAUUUUCAGGCUGGUGAUAUGGACAAGGCCAUUGAGUUUUAUACUAAAGCCAUCAAGAGUUGCAAGGACAAAAAGGUGCUUGCCAUCAUCUACAGGAACAGGUCAGCCUGUUUCCUAAAAAAGGAAAGCUACGCCAAUGCAGCCUCUGAUGCCACCAAAGCCAUUGAUGUGGAUGCAGCAGAUGUCAAAGCUCUGUUCAGACGCUGCCAGGCCCUGGAGAAGCUGGGCAAGCUGGACAUGGCUUUCAAAGAUGUCCAGAGGUGUUCCACCAUUGAGCCCAAAAACAAGACUUUCCUGGAAACUCUCAGGAGGCUGGGUGCUGAGAUCCAAGCCAAGCUGAAGACAUCUUUCUCCACGGACUCCCGUGUUCAGAACAUGUUUGACAUUUUGCUUGAUGAGGAGUCAGACAAGGAAAAGAAGGAAAAGGCUGCCAACAACCUGGUGGUUCUGGCCAGAGAAGAUGCUGGCGCAGAGAGAAUCUUCCAGAACAACGGAGUGGCUCUGCUAUUGGAUCUGCUUGGGACUGGAAAAGUAGAGAUGGUCCUGGCCGCUAUUCGCACCUUUGCUGGAAUGUGCACUGGACACAAAGCUCGGGCCAUGGCCAUUAUCCACAUGGUGGGGAUUGACAAGCUGUGCAGCAUCAUGGCCGUCGACAAUGAGGAAAUUGCCCUGGCAACAUCCGACCUGUUCCAGUGCGUCAAUGACUCCCUCACAGGAGGAGACAGGAGGAUUUAUGGCAAGGAGGAAGCCAUGGUUUUGGAUGCUGGCAAGGACUUGAAGAGCAUCCUGAUGGCCCUGUUGGAUAUGCUCAUCAACAAGAAGGUUUCUGGAUAUGGUAGAGAUCAGGCACUUAAUCUUCUGUCCAGGAACGUGCCUCGCAAGAACAAAAAGGACACUGACCACUCCAAGACCCUCUUCACUAUUGACCACGGUCUGAAGAAGAUCCUGAAGGUGUGUGGCCAGAUCCCUGAACUCCCAGACCAGCUGCCCAUGACGGAAAACACGCAGCUCAUCGCCAGCGUGCUGCUCAACAAGCUCUGGGAUGACCUUCGCUGUGACCCUGAAAGAGACAACUACAGGGAGGUCUGCGACGAGUACAUCAAAGGAAAGUUUGACCCUAACGACAUGGACAAAAACAUCCACGCCAUCAACGCUCUGUCUGGCCUGCUGCAGGGGCCCUUCGAGGUGGGGAACCAACUUGUGGGGCGCCAGGGCAUCAUGGAGAUGAUGGUGGCGCUCUGCGGCUCAGAGCGUGAGGUGGACCAGAUGGUUGCUGUGGAAGCGCUGAUCCACUCCUCGACAAAGUUGAGCCGCGCCUCUUUCAUUAUCACUAAUGGUGUUUCGCUGCUCAAAGACGUCUACAAGAAAACCAAGAAUGAGAAGAUUAAGAUCCGCUCGUUAGUGGGUCUUUGCAAGCUGGGUUCUGCAGGUGGAGAUGAUUACAGUAUGAGGCAGUUUGCUGAGGGUUCCACUGAAAAACUGGCCAAGCAGUGCAGGAAGUGGUUGUGUAACACUGCCAUGGACACAAGGACAAGGAAGUGGGCUAUAGAAGGCCUGGCCUACUUGACACAAGAUGCUGAUGUAAAAGAUGAAUUUGUUGAAGAUGAGCCUGCCUUAAAAGCCAUGUUUGACCUUGCCAAGUCUAAAGACAAGACCAUCCUGUAUGCAGUGGCCUGUACCCUGGUCAACUGCACUAACUGCUAUGAGAAGAAAGAUUUUUUGCCUGAGCUGGUUCAGUUGGCCAAGUUCUCCAAGCAGCACGUCCCGGAGCAGCACCCAAAAGACAAGAAGGAUUUCAUUCAGAAGAGAGUGAAAAAACUGUUAAAGGGAGGGAUCAUCUCAGCUCUGUCGGUCAUGGUAAAAGCAGACAACACCCUUCUGACUGACCAGACUAAAGAGAUGCUGUCAAGGGUGUUUCUUGCCUUGGCAGAUGAUAUCAAAGACCGUGGCACGAUUUGUGCCCAAGGGGGGGGUAAAGCUUUGAUCCCGUUGGCUCUAGAGGGGACAGCGAUAGGUAAGGUAAGAGCCGCCCAUGCCCUGGCCAAGAUCGCAUCUUCCUGCAACCCAGAGAUAGCUUUCCCAGGAGAGAGGAUCUAUGAAGUGGUCCGUCCUCUGGUUAGUUUGUUGCAGCCUGAGAGAGAAGGGGUAGAGAACUAUGAGGCACUACUGAGCCUUACCAACCUGGCUGGUCUUAAUGAUAAACUGAGAGUAAAGAUCCUUAAAGAGAAGGCUCUCCCUGAGAUUGAGCAGUAUAUGUUUGAAGACCACGACCACAUCAGACUGGCAGCCACAGAGUGCAUGUGCAACUUGGUGACGUGCAAAGAGGUGCAGGAUCGCUACAUGGAGGAUGGGAAUGACAGACUGAAGCUACUGGUGCUGCUGUGCUCUGAGGAAGAUGAAAAGCUCCAGAGAGCUGCAGCUGGAGCCCUAGCCAUGCUCACCGCAGCCAAUAAGAAGCUGUGCACCAAGAUGACCCUGGUGACUUUGCAGUGGAUGGAGAUCCUUCAGAGGCUAAUUCUUCAUGACCAGCCCCAGAUCCAGCACAGAGGGUUGGUGAUUGUGUACAACAUGCUGAACUCGGAUGACAAUGAGCUGGCCAAGAAGCUGAUCGAGAGUGAGAUCCUGGAGAUCCUGUCAGUGAUUGGCAAAGGAAUGAACAAUCCCAAGAGGCAAAUUGUGAUCGAUGUGGCACGCACCUGCCUGACCAAGGCCAUGGACCUCGGCCUCAUCAAGCCAUUCACAACCCCUUCUUAAAGUAGUAUUUCCAAACCUUUUUACAGUACCACGGACUGGUAUGUAAUGGUUGUCCUUGAAGUUAUUUGUCGAUUGUGGCAAUGAGACGAAGUACAACAAAAAAAACAAUCAACCAGAAACAACUCACACAUAUACAGAAACAAGAACAUGUAUGACAUUUACUUUUCGGUGUUUCCACUUGCAAAUGCCCAUAACCCUCUCUGGCUGCAGUGUCCCGGAAGUCGGCCAACACCGGUUACAGGACAUUGGACUAACAAAUUGAGCCCUUUAAUGACAAACUGAAACUUACAGAAAUUACAGAAAGCCAAACUUACUUAUGGAAAAAUCUGAUACAACUCCCAGACUAAAGGUUGAGAUAGUGUGUAAAGGGUCUAAGUUUGUGGACAAAGACCCAAGGACAGGAAACUGAUGAUCCACUUGAAAAGCUGAAGGGUCUGCUCUCCUGAAUUUUGGGACAGUACAAAUUAAUUUCUAUGACAGUUUUGCUUUUUUAAUUAUUUUCUAAGUUAUACAGAAUGUUUUUGUGUGGAUGAGAGGUUUGUCUUUAAUUAUAUUUGUAUUUUUCAUCUGUUAAGGAUAAAUAUUAGAUUUUUUGCAAAUACUUUUGAUUCUUGAAUAUUGCCUACCUGGAUUUAAGUGGUCUUGUCUAUUCUAUGGUCUGUUGGUUGUGUUCGUGAUCGGUUACUGUAACCUACAGAGGACAUUGGUUAGGAGUGUACCUAGUUUAUAACAACAUAGUCACUAAUAGGCAAAGCGUGUGUUUUUAAUUGGUUGGACUUUAAGAUUAUGCAUAACACAGGAAGAAUAAUAGGAAGGAUACAAAACAAUAAAAAAGAUUUUCAAUUCA
This is a messenger RNA of Esox lucius (northern pike), 3769 nucleotides long. RefSeq names its product unc-45 myosin chaperone B (gene unc45b). Gene Ontology annotation, molecular function: Hsp90 protein binding. Lineage: Eukaryota; Metazoa; Chordata; Actinopteri; Esociformes; Esocidae. The record is from RefSeq and is a predicted model, not a curated record. The coding region runs from base 121 to 2922 and encodes 933 amino acids. The transcript has 20 exons.